Molecule: messenger RNA, 1737 nt
Organism: Sparassis crispa
Lineage: Eukaryota; Fungi; Basidiomycota; Agaricomycetes; Polyporales; Sparassidaceae
Product: Chromatin structure-remodeling complex subunit RSC7
Exons: 4
Coding region: 1-1737 (578 amino acids)
Source: RefSeq, a predicted model, not a curated record
AUGGCGCCAAGCACGCCCCGUCCAACAGGCCACAUCCCGAAAAUCAUCAUCAGGCCUCGCCGCGGCGGCGUACCCGCACACGCCUCCCCCGCCUCCGACGUCGCGGACACGCCCCCGACGGACGACAACCUCAACCUGCACCUCGACGUCGACGUCGAGCACGAGGCGGGCGGCACGCCCCUUUCGCGAGUCUCUGGCGACUUCGAGGGCACAGCCACGGAGGACGAGCACGAGCACGAGGAGGACGAUGACGGCGAGGGCGAGGGGGACGGCGAGGGCGAAGGCGAAGGCGAGGGGGACGGCGGGAGCGAGGCGGGCGCGCAUGAAGGCGCCGAGCACGAGGGGACGCCUGCGCGCCGGGGGCGCGGGCGGCCGCGGGGACGGCCACGGGGAGCGACGAGCGGGACGGCGACGCCGCGGCGCGCACGGGGUCGUGGGCGGGGACGAGGCCGCGGACGCGGGAUUACAAUCAAGCUACCUGGACGCGGUGGGGAGGGAAGUCACGAGGAAGGCGAGGGCGGCACGGGGGAAGAGGCGGGCGCUGUUGUGGAGGGGCAGGAGGGCCCAGUGGGCGGGGGAAAGCCGUUCCGUCGCAUCCAGGGGAAAGUGUACAUCAUCGAGGGGGAUGAGUAUGUCACAGAGGACGACCCCAAGGGCGACACCAAGAUCGACGCGAACGGGAACUUGCUCGGCGGCCGACGGUUCAAGGCGCAGACAUUCACUUUACCGAAUCGUCACCCCGAGCGGCAGUACAUGCUCGCGAUAGAAGCAGCACGCUCGUCCGGGUUUCGGGACUCGCUGUACUACUUCCGGCGGAACGCGCUCGCGAUGAAGAUGAACGCGACGCAGUGGGAGAAGGAGCACCUCAUCGAGGCGGGCAAGCUCGGCUCGCACCUCCGCACGCGGAGCGUCACCCUCAUCACCGCCCGCAGCGCGUACAAGCUGCAUGGUGCAAAGAUGCUUCUCGAGGGCCGAUGGGUGGUGGAUGACUACUACGAGGACAAGGCGCUCGAGGACGUAGUCGCGAAGGGGCUCAAGCCAGGCGAUCUCGUCGGCGAACUGCAGGAUAUCUCCACCAUCGCGGCGGAAGCAGCCGCGCUCGCGGGGGCGCAGGCGUCGAAGCAGGACCGCGGCGGGGCCGGGCCCGGGAUCUACCGCGCGGGCGGGCCUACGACGAUCUUCGGCGGGUCCGGGUGGGGCCCGUACAGCGACGGCCCGCUGAACGCGGUGCGGAAGUCGAUGCUGAACCGUGAUGGGUUGAACGAGGAGAACUGGAUGUAUGUUGCGGCGCAGCGCACGGUCGAGGUGGGUGAGGAGUGGGCGCGUUUGCGAAAGGAAGCGCUCAAGGCGUGCGGUGGUAUCCUUGGGGAGGGGCGCAGCGUGGAGGGGAAAGUGGAGUUGGUGGGGGAGACACGGCCGGGCGAGGAACUGACGAGGGAUAACGGAAAGCGGAGGAAGCUGUGGGAUGAGUCUGACUUCCCGUUUGGUGUAUACGAGCCGCAGACGGGUAUUGUUCUUUAUCGAGGAGACACACAGCCUACACGGAGUAGGUGGGAAGCCCUGCCCGACGACGGUGAGAAGAGGUGCGUGUUGGGGGGAGCCAAAGCGGGAAGCGCUGCCUGGGCUCUUGCGUGGGUGGACACGGUCAUGGAACCCCCAAGAGAGGAAGAAAGGGACGAGAGUGGUGCGAGAGCGAGAGCGCCGUUUAUGAAGCUAGCUCGGACAGCUUCAUCUUGA